Molecule: messenger RNA, 6874 nt
Organism: Tachysurus vachellii
Lineage: Eukaryota; Metazoa; Chordata; Actinopteri; Siluriformes; Bagridae
Gene: araf
Product: A-Raf proto-oncogene, serine/threonine kinase
Exons: 16
Coding region: 190-1998 (602 amino acids)
Biological process (GO): protein phosphorylation; signal transduction
Cellular component (GO): cytosol; mitochondrion
Molecular function (GO): protein kinase activity; ATP binding
Source: RefSeq, a predicted model, not a curated record
AGAGAAUGCAAGAUGGCUGCCGCCUCAGGCUCCAGGUGAGGGUGCCACUCUGAUACGCUCUCUCUCUCUCUCUCUCUCUCGCUUUCUCUCUCUGUCUUUCUCUCUCUAUCUCUCUCUCUCUCUCUCUCUCUCUCUCUAUCUGUUGUGGCUGCCUGAAAUCCAGUACUGCAUCUUCCCCGUGGAGACGCCAUGUCCUCCACGUCGUCCUGCUCCUCUUCGGGGGAGACGAGCCCAGAGGACAUUCCCCGGGGUGGAGGAACCAUCCGUGUCUACCUCCCCAACAAACAGCGCACAGUGGUGAACGUGCGUCCAGGUCAGACAGUGUAUGACAGUCUGGACAAAGCGCUCAAGGUGCGAGGCCUCACUCAGGACUGUUGUGCUGUUUUCCGCCUACUCGAAGGUCGUAAAAGGCUCACAGAAUGGAACACUGACAUCACGCCUCUCGUCGGAGAGGAGCUUCUCGUCGAGGUUUUGGACGACGUCCCUCUCACCAUGCACAACUUUGUUCGUAAAACCUUCUUUAAAUUAGCGUAUUGUGACUUCUGCCACAAGUUCCUAUUUAAUGGCUUCCGGUGUCAAACGUGUGGCUACAAGUUCCACCAGCACUGCAGCAGCAAAGUGCCCACAGUCUGCGUGGACAUGGACACCAUGAAACGGUGUGCAGUUGAAGUUGUCACUGGUGAAGUUAUGUCCGUUCCUAUCCCCUCUGUCAUCUCUUUAACACCUGAUCCUGCUGGUUCAACACUGCUCUCACCAGCCUCGGCGUUCCACUUUCCCAUGCCGGGAAUGGACGGUCAGUCUCUGCAGAGGCUUCGCUCCACCUCAACCCCCAAUGUUCAUAUGGUCAGCACGUUAGGGCCUGGAGCAGUUAACGUCAUUGAGGAGGCAUUAAAAUCCAACAGCCCAAUGGCUUCUCCCACAGGGCCAGAAUCCUCUCCAAAACCCUCGACCAGUCCGCCUCACUUGGGUUCUCCUGGUCGGAAACCACCUAAAUCGCCCCCGGAGCGCAAACCGGUCCCGCUAUUCCUUGAUGGAAAAAAGGAAAGAAAUCAGCGUUACAGAGACUCAAGCUACUACUGGGAAGUGCCCUCACACCAAGUGACCAGGCAGAAGCGCAUAGGCACCGGCUCCUUUGGCACCGUCUUCAAGGGCAAGUGGCACGGCGACGUGGCCAUUAAGAUCCUGAAAGUGACUGAGCCGACGCCAGAGCAGCUGCAGGCCUUCAGGAAUGAAAUGCAGGUCCUGCGGAAGACACGCCACGUCAACAUCCUGCUGUUCAUGGGCUUCAUGACGAAGCCGCACUUUGCCAUAAUCACGCAGUGGUGCGAAGGCAGCAGCCUCUACCGUCACCUGCACGUCACCGAGACCAAAUUCGACACCAUGAGACGCAUUGACGUGGCACGCCAGACGGCACAGGGCAUGGACUACCUCCACGCCAAGAAUAUCAUCCAUCGGGACCUGAAAUCUAAUAAUAUCUUCCUUCACGAGGGUUGGACGGUGAAGAUCGGUGACUUCGGCUUGGCCACAGUGAAGUCUCGCUGGAGCGGCUCGCAGCAGGUAGAGCAGCCCAGCGGAUCCAUACUAUGGAUGGCUCCCGAGGUGAUCCGCAUGCAGGACCCGAACCCUUACACCUUCCAGUCAGACGUGUACGGCUACGGUGUGGUGCUGUUCGAGCUUAUGUCCGGCACGCUGCCUUACUCCAAUAUUGGCAACCGCGACCAGAUCAUUUUCAUGGUUGGUCGAGGCUACCUGUCACCAGACCUUAGCAAGCUGCACAGUAACUGCCCCAAAUCCAUGAAACGUCUCAUUAUUGACUGUUUGAAAUUCAAACCAGAAGAGAGGCCGCUCUUUCCUCAGAUCCUUGUGUCUAUCGAGCAGGUGCAGGAUCUCUUGCCCAAAAUCGAGCGCAGUGCCUCGGAGCCGUCGCUGCACCGUGCAGUUCACGCUGAGGACCUGAACCCGCUGCUGCUGCACACCACACGCUUCCUGCCUCUGUGAAACCAGAUGAUUCUGUACAAGAUUCUAUCCUCCACACUCACUACACACACACACACACACACACACACACACACGCGCGCACACACACAUUCCUGCUGUGCAUUCCUCAGUAACACAUCAGCAAAACUUUCCAAUCAUUCCCUGUUUGAACAAGUGGUCCUCUGAUAGGAUUUAUUCAGAUUUUAUUCUUCCCUUUGCAACGCAAGAGCAUUCAACUCGCAGCUGAAAUCUGUUACAAUCUCAAUUUGAUUGUGGCCACAUUCGCUUUAAAUCUACAGAGGUAAACGACCAUAAAGCGUUACUGAGUUAUAGGGAUAUGUUUGUUUUGGUUUUUUCCCCGUUUUGGGGCUUUUGAUCACAUUGCUAAUGAAACUCAUUUCAAUCAUGUAUUGUUGCAUGAUUGUGAACAUCUAAAACCUGCCUUUAGAAACACCAGUCGGUUUGCACUUUAAUGUUAGAAAUCCGUACAUGACGAGCGAACACUACACGUUUCCUAAAGCACAAGUACCGUUCUGUCACAACUUAAAAAAAAAAAAAUUAUUCGCACUCCUUUUCCUAAAGCUAAGGCUUGAUCAACUCCUCUUUAGUGAGCAUAAAUUGUCAUGCAGUUUAUCCCAGUAAUGAGCAUGUACUAUUUUGUUACCAUGGUAAAAGAGCAUUUUAUCCUUGCUCAUUUGAAUACCUUGCAGCAACAACAAGAAAGUCGUCUUGCAGGAAAUGUUUGUUUUUGUAACAAAGAGCCGUUGGGUUUGGGACAAUUGAUGGGGGAAAAAAGAGCAUUUUGGGAGUAUUUUGAGACUUGGGAGAGGAGUGUCCUAUCAGAUAACCAGUCCUAGGUGCAUUGUGAAGCCCAAUACAAAUGGCUUCACAAUGCACGCAUCAUGUAACUAGUUUUGUACAGGUGCUUACGCUGCCAUGGCAACCGAUAGUUAGCUAAAGAUAGUAUAAAAUGAACUGAGGUUAGGAACAGAUGUUGUUUUUUGCAUGCUGUCUAUCAAACAAGGGGAAGGUUAGUAAACAGGAAGUAGUUACAUAUCCACAUGUGUGUAACGAUCUUUUACCGUAUCUCUUCUUCACAAAACCUGUUCUAUAUAUCGACUAUAUAAAAGCGAGCCUGUUGUGAACAUAUCCUAGCAAGAAUGCAAACAACUAAGCAACAAACCAGCAAACACCUUCAGGUCCAUAAUAAGAUGCGCAAACGAUUAGCAUUUUCUUGAGGAAAUACACGUCGCUAGUGAACAUGUAGCCGUUAACAAGAGAAGGUGUUACCGAGUCACCACGAGUGCAUCUGGCUGAUUAUUUCCCAGUGGACAGCCUGUACAGAGUGUUUUUGCACAGGCUUGGCAGAAGAGCCAAGUAGAUUUCAGUUCAGUCUGGACUGUGAAGCGGCACAGCGUGUGGCUCAGGAGCACAGAUUGAUGCAAUGAGUAAUGAUGAUGAGGGUUUGUUCUGUAGCGCUAGUGUGUGCUCAGACUGGAGAGGAACUAGACAUUUGUUAAAGAUUUUGUGUGUGUGUGUGUGUGUGUGUGUGUAUAUACAGUCAGCUCCAGAAUUAUUGGCACUCUUGACAUAUAUAUACACACACCAACUUGUCCUAACCUUUUAAAUUGAAGUGAAAUUGCCAAAAGGUAAAUGACUUGUAAAUGUAUCACUUUCUUAAGUUCAUUUGACUGUUUAAAAUCAAUUAGGUGAUCAUCAAUAACUUCCUGUGUCACUGGGGUAUAAAUACAAGGUGACACAGAAGCCACAUUGCUGUCAUGCCAAUAAUACCGGAGCUUAGGUUUCUUAAAAGGUGUGUAUUUUAUACCUUAAAUCCCUUAAUGUCCAAAUUGCAUCGCUCUUUUAUCUUAAUGUUGUUUUAAUAUAUUUUCAUAUGUAGCUCCUUUUUUUUUUUUUUUUAAAUUAAUUAAUAUACCUUAACAUUACCCAAAAUCAGUAGCUAGUGGUGUUUAGGGAAAAUUUAGUUUGAUGUACUGUAAAUACAAUGUCCAGUGGAACAAAAUGUAAGCGGUGUCGUAGUGAAAGCGUGAAUAUUGCUGGUAAUUUGUAACGAUCCUGAUGUCAUACAAAUAGUAGGAACUGUAAUGAACAUGAACAGUUUGUGUACAGUUUUGUUUCGCCUCAAAAGCAACCAUUUACAUAUUUUUCUAUUAUUCAAUUUGACAUCAUGUUAGAGUAGAACUUUUCUGAAAUGUGCAUGCUACACUUUCAGCUCUUUAUUCAGCCACAAGGGGGCGUCGUAGAACACGAGCACUCAACAACUUGAGUGUACCUUUUUUUUUUUUUUUUUUAUCGGGCUGGUUACCCUAUAAACUCUUCUUUGCGUUGGUGGAUUGUCAUUGUGAUGAGAAUGAGCUGUAUACACUUAACCUCUCUAUCGAAGGACACAGGAAUUCAAGCCUAGUUUUAUUUCUCUUAUAACCCAGCAGUUUCUGCAGUUGUGUAUUUAUUUAAGAAAAGGCAUUUUGUACUUUGUAGAUGGCUGCGAAUGAGCUGUUACUAGAGAAACCAGAAUGUAUUAGAACAAGCAAAUUUAUUAUAAACCUGCGAUUUAUCUCACAGCUGGAAACAACUAUCAGAAGUGAUGUUAUAGAUCAUCAACAGGUGGAGUUGCAUAUUCGAUGUGUUUACUCUCCCACUUCAUUUCAUUCACACAAAUCUUUGCACCUGAAUUUGACAUUGUUCACUCGAUCCCUCAAAACUCCUAAGGUGCCAUCAGUGUAUCUUAGGUUCAGGUUCAGAACGAACAUUAAGAUGGUGUUUGGGAAGAGGAAAUCAACAAGCAGUCCAGAAAUGCAGGCUUUCUACCGCUCAUCAGUGAUCGUCACGAAAUUCACAUAUCGUGUACCAGCUGUGUUUUUUUUUUUAUUUUUUUUUUUAUUUAUUUUGCAAAGCUAAUUGAAGUGUGCUAAUUUAUAAGUUCUUGGUGUAGGAUGAAGAUUACUGGUUACAUUUGGUAGAUCAAAAACGUGCUCGUUAGCUGAUAUCUGUAUGCUGCAAAUCGACUGGUGAACAUUUCUAAUUAACACACAACUCUUUAUUCACAAGCUUUCGGACACCACAGCCGCCGUUACUGAACCUCCUUCUCAGGGGGGUCGGUCUCACACUGUUGUUGCAAUAGUUCAUUAUAUAUGUAAGAGACAUUUUUAGAAAUAUUCAAACCCGAGGUGUUUGUGAGAUUUUGUUUGGGAGUUAAAAAGUCUUUUCGAGCAAGGUCGUUUUUCAUCAAGCUGAAGUGAACUGCUCCAAUUUCAUUAGUUAUCAGAAGCAGAAGCACCUCUAAGCAGUUGUGUUUAACACAGAUUCAGACAAGUAUGAUAAUUAAAAUGGAAUGAUAGAUCACUUGCAAUUAGAAAAAAUGCAUAUGUUUCUGAUAACUGAUGUAACCGCAGUGGAUUGUUCAACUCUAGAGUAAAUGAAAGAUGAUUUUUAUGCUAGUAUCUCUUAUUUUAAGUAAUGGAAUUAAUAAUAUUAGUUUUUGUCCAAUAAUUUAAAAAUUCGUUUCAGUGCUCCAUUCUUCGUACCUCCGGUUUAGCCAGGUAGGAUAGUUUUGUCCUUUUUUGGAAGCUGUUGUUGUACCAGACAACAAAGUCUAAAAGGUCCCCAAAGCAACUUAUUCAACGUAAACUAGAACGGAUCGCACAAAUAAAAAAGCAUUAUGUAAAUACAGAAGAUAGUGUGUGUUUAUGUUUUAAAGUAUAUCUUGCAGUUGUUCAAUCAAGGUCAUUGGCAUUGAUUUUAACUCCUAAGCAAACUAAUUGUGGGACUGUGUUAGGACUACAGCAUGUGUAUUCUUUGUCUAUCCAAAGUGGUGAUUGAACCAUGCCUUUAAAUUACAUCCUGCACACCGUUUCCUUAGAUGAGCUGAAAUAAACCAGAAAAUACCGGCACAACUUUGUCAGUUUGAGAACUUAAUAUCAAAAACAUACCUAUGGGUAAGCGUUUUGUUUUCAUAUCCUCUAGCCUCCACAACUUCAUUUUCCUCUCUAGAGAUCCAGACUGGUCGUAUUUAGCCAUUGUUGACUCGCCGAUCGUAGUUUUGAUUCUCAAUCAACUCAACCUGGCUAUUACUAAUCAAGUUCUCAAGCAUAUGUAUUUCAACGAUUAGUAAAUCUUGCAUUGUUUCUGCUUGGGUUUGUUAAGCGGUGUACAAAGAAUGGAGACAUUUCCUUUAGGUAACAAAAAAUAAAACCUACAGAGAAACGGUAGUUAAAACUAAACAGCUUUUGCAGAGUUGCACAGUAAACAAUAAAUCACAAGUCUCAGUUUUUAUCUUUAAAAGCUUCUUAAAGGUGUCUGUUAUCAUGACACCGGUCACUGGGUGUGGCUUUAUCUGUAGUAGAUUUUUUUUUUUUUUAAUUUGAUGGCUAAAUCUAAUCUAUUUAACAGCUGGCCAUCUGACACACUCUGUUUGAAAAUGCAAUACAGUUACAAAAACUUUACAAAAGGCUUCAAACUCCACUUUAACACAUCUGCUGUCAGGAAUUGCGGAGGGAAAAACGGGUCAAACUCUAAACUCAAUCCACAGUUGUUUUUCUUCGCAAAGCAGAACACAACGAUCAACUUUUGUUCAAUAAUUUGCAAUAAUUUUCUUGUGUGUAUAGUUGAAGAGGUAUAAGGGGGUGUUUAAAGUUUGCAAUAAAUGUACUCUGCUGUGUACAGUUACAUUUCUUUCUUUUGUUUUGUUUUGUUUUUAGUUUUACUUUAAAUUGUACUUGUUUCUAUUUUUUGUGUAACGAUUUCCAUAAGAACAAAGUUAUUUUAAAAAAAAAGUAAAAGGAAAUCUUAGUUUUUUUAGGGUUAUUAUUUUUAUUUGGUCUUUAAAAAUAUGGAAGAGACAGGACUUUAUUCUUAAAAUAAAACGGUGGAAUCGUGA